CAUUCCAAGCUUCGAAUUCGAAUGCCUGAAAGUUUGAUACUAUCAGACAUUCGGAAUCAAAAACCCUACCUCUACCCUAAAAUCAUAUCUUAACUUCAAUUUUCAUUUUAUUUUUUCAAAACAAGAACGAUGUUUCUGGCAAAGACAUGGUUAUCAAGGAGCUUCUCAACUCUAUCUUCUCAUCCUCUACGCGUCUGUGUUGUUGGCAGUGGACCAGCUGGCUUCUACACCGCCGAGAAAAUGUUGAAGGCCCACGGAGAAGCGGAAAUUGAUAUCAUCGAUCGAUUGCCAACGCCGUUCGGUUUGGUACGCUCCGGCGUUGCACCUGAUCAUCCUGAAACAAAGAUUGUGAUAAACCAGUUUUCAAGGGUUGUGCAACAUGAGAGGUGCUCAUUCUUUGGAAAUGUCACUCUUAGUUCUUCCAUUUCUCUAGCUGAGCUUCGUGAGCUAUAUCAUGUGGUUAUUCUUGCCUAUGGUGCUGAAAGCGAUAGAAACCUUGGUAUUCCUGGAGAAGAUUUGUUGGGGAUACACUCAGCUAGAGAAUUUGUUUGGUGGUAUAAUGGGCAUCCAGAUUGCAAAAACCUGAAUCCUGAUUUAGAAAGAACUGAUACAGCUGUAAUUUUAGGCCAGGGAAAUGUAGCUCUUGAUGUUGCUCGUAUUCUUCUACGUCCUACAGCAGAAUUGGCAACAACUGAUAUUGCCAGCCAUGCUUUGGCUGCAUUGGAACAAAGCUCUAUAAGGAAAGUCUAUUUAGUUGGAAGACGUGGACCAGUCCAAGCGGCUUGUACUGCAAAAGAGCUACGUGAAGUUCUUGGUAUUAAAGAUUUGUAUAUUCACAUCAAGGAAGUCGAUUUACUUAAAAGCUCUGAAGAUGAGGAAGAGCUGAAAAGCAGUAGAAUUCAGAGGAGGGUCUAUGAGUUGCUCUCUAAGGCUGCCGCCUCAGGACCUUCCCAUCCCAGUUCAGGUCAAAGAGAACUUCACUUUGUUUUCUUCCAGAAACCUGAUAGGUUUCUAUAUUCUGGUGACCAGACUGGUCAUGUUGCUGGUGUGCACUUUGAGAAGACUGUUCUUAAAGGUGUUGGCCCUGGAAAACAGGUUGCUGUAGGUACUGGAAAAUUCGAGGAUCUUGACUGUGGGAUGGUGCUAAAGAGCAUCGGUUAUAAAUCAGUACCUGUUGAUGGUUUACCCUUUGAUCAUCAGAAAGGAGUGGUUCCAAAUGUUGGUGGUCGAGUGCUCACUGAUGCUUCAGGAGAUACAACACUGCUCGAGAACGGCUUGUAUGUUUGUGGGUGGUUGAAAAGAGGACCUACUGGGAUUAUCGCUACAAACCUCUAUUGUGCUGAAGAAACUGUUGCAAACAUAUUACAAGACCUUGAACAAGGAACACUUGCUGGUGCUACUAGUUUGUCAAUGCCAGGCAGAGAAGGACUCCUCGAGUUACUUGAUGAUAGAAAUGUUAGAGUAGUACCAUUCGAUGCUUGGGAAAAGAUUGAUGCUGAAGAGAAGAGGCUUGGGGUUCCGAGAAACAAACCAAGAGAAAAGUUAACCACAUGGGAAGACUUGCUGAAAGUUGCAACAGAGUGACAGCCGCUGUUUAGUCAAUUUUUAUUUUAGAAAAAAAAAAAUAAAAAUCAUUUAUACAUCUGUAAGAAUAAAAGUUAAAACGUUUGAUUUGAACUGAGGAAUUAUCAUUUUUUAUUUUUUUUUGAGAGGGAAUUUAAUUUUCAUUUAUCUUCUAAACUUGUUGAAACCAGUAUUUCUGUCUAAUCGUCUGGUUUCAAUAUCCCUUUCACUAAUUUUAAUUUUGUUGGGUC
Jatropha curcas is the source of this 1814-nucleotide messenger RNA. RefSeq names its product Pyridine nucleotide-disulfide oxidoreductase family protein. Gene Ontology annotation, molecular function: oxidoreductase activity. The record is from RefSeq and is a predicted model, not a curated record. NCBI's taxonomy places the organism in Eukaryota, Viridiplantae, Streptophyta, Magnoliopsida, Malpighiales, Euphorbiaceae.